Nematostella vectensis (starlet sea anemone) is the source of this 1230-nucleotide messenger RNA. Its product is annotated as protein-L-isoaspartate(D-aspartate) O-methyltransferase. Gene Ontology annotation, cellular component: cytoplasm. The transcript has 3 exons. NCBI's taxonomy places the organism in Eukaryota, Metazoa, Cnidaria, Anthozoa, Actiniaria, Edwardsiidae. Gene Ontology annotation, molecular function: protein-L-isoaspartate (D-aspartate) O-methyltransferase activity. Gene Ontology annotation, biological process: protein modification process. Bases 265 to 1158 code for a protein of 297 amino acids. The record is from RefSeq and is a predicted model, not a curated record.
AUCUCACCAAUGGUUCAAACACAAUUUAGUCAAAUGAUUAAAAUGCCGAUUAUAAAACAAACUUUUUCUACCUCAAUAAGGAAAAUGGUGAAAUAAAGAAGACAGCACCGGCUAAAAACAACUUGGUCUUUACGAAUAGAAGUCUACAGUCGAUGAGUUGUCGGUCACAAGCGAGAGGCUCACGAAGAAUCCACGAACAUGUGAGAAGUUUUAAAAAAAGUUGUAGCUCGUCGUCGCGUCUGACGUCUGUUUUCGCGCAAAGCAAUGCUUUUGAGUCGCGAAAGACAGGUAGCGUUAAGUAUUAUUAUCUUUGUGUCUACUAUCCUUUGCUCCUGCUAUCAUAACGCAAACGCAGAAACAGACUUCUGUUUUAAAGAUAAGUGCGGGAGAAGUUCAAAGCAAGGGGAGCAUUGGAUAACAGAGACCAACAAACCAACAUCAGCACCAAAAGUCGCAGUCGAAGAAGUCGACAUCUCUACAGGAAUGGAGUGGCACUCUCAUGGAAUAAAUAACAAUGAUCUUGUAACACAGCUAAGGCAAUUCGACAUCAUAAAGUCAAGCCGAAUUGAGGAAGCUAUGAGAAUGGUUGACCGGGCGAAUUACUGCCAUCACAACCCCUACAAUGAUUCUCCUCAGUUCAUUGGAUAUGGAGUGACAAUAAGUGCUCCCCACAUGCACGCACACGCUUUAGAAUUACUCAAAGACAAUAUAAGAGAAGGAGCAAAAGUCCUGGAUGUCGGAUCGGGGAGUGGUUAUCUCACUGCUGUCAUGGCCAUUAUGGUGGGGAAGACUGGUAAAGUGGUUGGGAUUGAUCACAUCCAAGAGCUUGUUGAUAUGUCAAGAAAAAAUGUCCUGAAGGGGAAUGCCAACCUUCUGGAAGAAAACAGACUUAUUUUGGUCACUGGUGAUGGAAGAAAAGGAUAUUCUCAAGAAGGACCAUACGAUGCCAUCCAUGUGGGCGCCGCCGCUGAUCCAUUUCCAGAAGAGUUAGUUAAACAGUUGAAGCCAGGAGGAAGGAUUCUUCUACCAGUGGGUCCAGACCAUGGUACCCAAUGGCUAGAACAGGUAGAUAAGGACGAAGAGGAUAAUGUCAAGAGAAAGAAACUGAUGAGGGUAAGAUAUGUACCAUUGACUAACAAGGAAGAGCAGUUAUCUUAAAGAGUAUACAAUAAAAUUCAAUUAAAGAAUGUGAAAAAGAUGCUAAAUAAAACAUCUAUAUUUCUAAGGAAA